Lutra lutra (Eurasian river otter) is the source of this 5983-nucleotide messenger RNA. RefSeq names its product scavenger receptor cysteine rich family member with 5 domains (gene SSC5D). The record is from RefSeq and is a predicted model, not a curated record. NCBI's taxonomy places the organism in Eukaryota, Metazoa, Chordata, Mammalia, Carnivora, Mustelidae. Gene Ontology annotation, cellular component: membrane.
GGAGUCCCUCUCCCUCACCUUACACUCAGCACUUAGUCCGCCUGCCCCCCCAUCUCCGGCUUCCCUGGGGUUCACCCAGUGCCCCCACGGAUGGGAGCCCGAAGGGUUGCAUCCAGCCCCACGAGGGCCAGCCAGGAGGGCUUCCUCAGUCCCCAUUCCCAAUCCAGGAAGUCCUUCCUGGUGUCGAGCUGUAAGCCCUCUUGCUGCCAGUCUGGAUCCAUGGUCCACCCGCUCCACCCUGGUCUCACCUCGUCCCCUGGCUGCACAGAGGAGGCAGACGGUGGCGGCCUGUGCGUGCCUCUGCCGGGUCCCUUUCCUGCGGGCCGCCCUCCCCACAGCAUCUCUAAGCACAGCAGGGCGCUGGGCCUGGCGGCUCCAGCUCCCUGUGGGGGUUUGCAGCUGGACACCCUCCCCGCUGCCACCCCCCUCCUCCUCAGGCCUCCGCUGCGGCCAGCCCCCUCCCUGCCCCCGCUCCUGUCCCCUGCUGCCUCCUCGGCAGGCAGCCUCUCUUCCUUCUGGCAGAGCGUCCAGCCACUGCCUGCUCCUCCCCGGUCCAGGGCGCCUCUGGCAGGCGCUUCCCUCCCUCUCUCCCUCUCUCCUUCCCUCCCUCCGGUGGCCACAGCCUCCUCCCCUCUCCUGCUCGCGUCCCCUUUCACCCCGUCCCUGCCCUGGAGUCUGCAAACAUGAGGGUCUUGGCCUGCCUUUUCGCGGCUCUGAUGGGGAUCCAGGCUGUUGAGCGGCUGCGUCUGGCUGACGGCCCCCACGGGUGUGCGGGCCGCCUGGAGGUGUGGCACACCGGCCGCUGGGGGACCGUGUGCGACGAUGGAUGGGACCUGCGGGACGCCGCCGUGGCCUGCCGGGAGCUGGGCUGCGGGGGCGCACUGGCUGCCCCUGGAGGUGCCUUUUUCGGGGAGGGUGCAGGGCCUGUGUGGCUGAGUGAGCUGGCCUGCCGGGGCAGCGAGGGACAGCUGGGGCUCUGUCCCCACCCGCGCUGGACCCACAUUUGCUCCCACGAGGAGGACGCGGGCGUCGUCUGUGCAGGUCAGCGUGUGGCCAACUCCAGAGACAGGGAGGAUCCGACUUCCAUCCUGGAGGGGGACCUCUGGCCAGGGCUGUCUGGGGAGCUGAGCCCUGGCUCUCAGGAGCCUCCCAUGACCCAUGCCCCCCGCCCAGCUGGGACCCCACAGAACAACUCCAGGAAGAAGAGCCCGCGGCCAGUCAAGCAGCCCAAAUCCACCAGGGCCCCCAUGCUGACGGCUGGAGCCCCCCGACAGGAGCGGCUGCGCCUCGUCUCAGGCCCCCACGGGUGCUCCGGGCGCCUGGAGGUGUGGCAUGGCGGCCGCUGGGGGACCGUGUGCGACGACGGAUGGGACCUGCGGGACGCUGCCGUGGCCUGCCGGGAGCUGGGCUGCGGGGGCGCACUGGCCGCCCCCGGAGGCGCCAGAUUUGGCCCGGGCUCGGGGCCUGUGUGGAUGGAUGACGUGGGGUGUGGAGGCGGGGAGCAGGCUCUGCGGGACUGUCCCCGGAGCCCCUGGGGUCGGAGCAACUGUGACCACAGCGAGGACGCAGGGCUGGUCUGCACUGGCCCAGCCCCCCGGCUGCGUCUAGCUGAUGGACCCCACGGGUGUGCAGGCCGCCUGGAGGUGUGGCACAGCGGCCGCUGGGGGACGGUGUGCGACGAUGCCUGGGACUUGCGGGACGCCACUGUGGCCUGCCGGGAGCUGGGCUGCGGGGGUGCGCUGGCCGCCCCCGGGGUGCCUUCUUCGGGAAGGGCUGGACCCAUCUUCCUGGAUGACCUUCGGUGCCGGGGUAAUGAGACAGCCCUGCGAUUCUGCCCCGCACGGCCCUGGGGCCAGCAUGACUGUCACCAUCGGGAGGACGCCGGGGCUGUGUGUGAUGGUAUGCCUCUGGGGUAUGUCCCCCCCACGGCCCCAGCAGCAGACAGCAACCGCUCUUCGUCCCAGGAGGCAGUGUCCAGGCCCCCGGCCCCCACAGGGAGCCCGUCCCUAGGCACAGCAGACAUCCCACCUCCUCCUGCUUCCCCCACUGUCCCUCGGGAGACUGGCCCGGAAGCUGGGUCCCCCCAGCUGCGCCUGGUGGCAGGACCCAGCAGGUGUUCGAGCCGGCUGGAGGUGUGGCACAACGGACGCUGGGGGGACGGUGUGUGUGAUGACAGCUGGGACCUGCGGACUCAGCCGUGGUCCUGCCGGGAGCUGGGCUGUGGCAGAGCACGGCAGCAGGACCCUGCGGCUGGCCGCUUCGGCUGGGGGGCUGGCCCCAUCUGGCUGGAUGACGUGGGGUGCUUGGGGACCGAGGCCUCACUCUCAGAAUGCCCCGCUUCACCCUGGGGGAAGCACAACUGUGCUCACAAUGAAGAUGUUGGAGUCUCCUGCACUGACACUCCUGGCCUGGACUCCAUCUCAGUCCCCUUCAGCUGGAGCUGGAUCCCUGGCCUGGGUAGAGAUCCGGAUGCCUGGCUCCCUGGGGAGCUGACCACCAAGCCCCCAGCAAAGCUGACCCCCAGUGUUCCUGAGAAAACCACCACCAAAGCCCCAGGGAAAACCCCCAAGGGUACUAAGAAGUGGGUGACCAAAAAUGCAAGGAGACUGACCACUCAGCCCCCCGUGAUUCCAACCACUAAACACUCCAGGGCCCUGGGCACCCAGAGGCCCCCUGAACUGACCUCACGGACCACCACGACUCUGACCACUGAGGCCUCCCGAAGGACAGUUUCUGAGUCUACCACCAGGUUGAGCACUGGUCCCCACAGGAUGACCUCACAUACUACUGCAACACGGACUCCCCGGGCCCCCCGAGAACGGAAUGCCAAGACCGUGGCAACACCGACCACUCAAAGCCCCCGAGAAAUGACCUCUGAGGCCACAGUGGAGCGAAUCCCUCUGGCUUCCAUGGAGCCAUCCACUGAGACCCCAACACAAGGUUCUCCAGACUCUUCCGAAGACCCAGCCCCCUCCCCCACUGGGAGCACCGCUGGGAGAUCAGGCCCGUUCCGGGUGCGUCUGGCCGAUGGGCCCAACCGGUGUGCUGGCCGGCUGGAAGUGUGGCAUGCUGGGCGCUGGGGGACAGUGUGCGAUGACAGCUGGGACCUGCGGGACAGUACCGUGGCCUGCUGGGAGCUGGGCUGUGGAAGGGUCCGGUCCCGAGUGGGCAAAACCCACUACGGCCCCGGGACCGGUCCCAUCUGGCUGGAUGACGUGGGCUGCAAGGGAAUCGAGGCCUCCCUGAGUGACUGCCCUGCUGGGGCGUGGGGCCAGCACAACUGUGACCACGAGGAAGACGUGGGGCUCACCUGCACUGGCCACGCCGAUGAGGAUGAUUAUCCCCCCUGGACGUGGGAUCCCACCUCUGGAGAGGACCUGGCCAAGCUGACCACCACCGCAGGGGUACCUGGACACACGCUCUCCUGGGGCACCACCAAGAGCCCAGGGGCCCCCUCUCCGGCGACAAGGCGUCUUCCGGACACAGGUGGUGAGGAUAGUUACGAGCCUUCCUGGACGUGGGAUACACCUUCCGGAGGGGCUCCGCCAGAGGGGACACCCACUGCAGGCAGACCUGGAUCCACUCUUACCACUGCUACCACCCGGAGUCCAGGCCGUCCCUCUCCAGCUCCAAGGAUCCGUGGAGACACAGGUUCCCUGAGGAAACCGUGGCUGGAGCGGCGGCUGCAGCGUCCCACAGCGGCCAGGACAGCGCCCCCGGCCGCUUCCCCAGCUCCGUCAGCCUCGCCAGAGCCCCCUGGCCCACCGGUGACCCCCGACUCUGCGCCUGGGCUCAUUCCUGAGGCAGCUUCAAGGCGAGGGGUGACCUCUGACCCUCCUGACACUUCGCCACCCAACCCAGACCUAGCCUCGCAGAUGAACUCGGACCUCACUCUGACAACCCCUGGCCUCACUCUGUCCACCCCUGAGGGCGCUGUGACUCCAGCGCUGAUACCUGAUCUCUCACCCACCCCACCACCCACCUUGCCCAAAGAACUGACCUCUGACCCCUCUGCACCUGCAGUGGCGACCCACCUUUCUUCUACCUCAGAGUUGACUCCAGAAUCUGACACAACCCCAAACUUGGGCACAGCUCCAUAUGCCAACACAUUUCCAGAUCAUUCCGAAUCCCCAGACUCCUCCACAAACCCCCACCCUACUAGCACCCCUCACUCCACUUUGACCUCUCAACCCACGACCACCCCUCAUUCCACCACAACCCCACUACUCACCACGACCCCACAACCCACCACACCCCCUCAACCCACCAUAUCCCUUGAACCCAACACAUCUGUUCAACCCACCACAACCCCUCAACCCAUCACAACCCUGCAGGCCACCACAACCCUUUACCUCACUGCAACCCCUCAUCCCACCACGACCCCUCAGUCCACUGCCGCUCCACCCACCACAACCCCUCACCCUAUCACAACCCCUUACCCUGCCACAACCCCUCACCCCACCAUGAUCCUUCAUUCUACCACCUCCACUCACCCCAGCAUGACGGCUGACCCUACCUCAACCCCUAUGAUCACUACCAAGUCCAUUCUAACUUCCUCGGGAACAGAACUGUUCUCUCCCACUCUAGCACCAACAGUCAAGUCUAGCCUACACCCCUGGUUGACCUCCAUGGGGUCUUCUCAUCUCUCUACAUCCAAGAUGUCCAGCCUAGUGCCUUUUCCAACCUCGGAGUCCAGCCACUCCAGGCCUUCUCCAGCUCCAAGCAUGGACACUCUGUCCACUGAGGACUUCGAACCACCAAGAAGCCAGAGCCCCAAACCAAGCCCACCACCCACACAGACCCCACACUCAGCCUCUGACCCCACAGUGACCUCUGACCUCCACCUGUCUUCCAUGGCCCACCCCUUGGGUCAACCUUUCCCUGACCAUCUCACCCCAAGGCCAACCCCUGGUCAGAGCCCAGACCCCCUUGGCCCAUGUGUGGCUCCAACACCACCUGUAAGGGUCAUGGCUUGUGAGCCGCCUGCCCUGGUAGAGCUGGUGGCUGCUGUGAGGGACGUGGGUGGCCAGCUGCAGAGGCUGACCCAGGUCCUGGAGCAGGAGCAGCAGCAGCGCCAAGCCCUGGGACUGGGGCUGACCCAGCUGGUGGAGGCCACCCGGAACCUAGGGCAACUGGGUGAGGUUGUAAAAAGACUGGCUGAGGGGUCCUGGCCCCCCAGCACCUCUGCACCAGCUACCACCACCCCAGAGGAGGAAGAAAGGCCUCUAAGGGGAGAUGUAUGACCCCUAUAUGGGAUUUGAGGGGCUAAGACACACCCAACCAAAAAAUGAAAACCAUAGUAUCUAAUUAAAAACAAGAUAUCGGUGACAUUUGUGGGGAUCUAGGGGAACUCCAGAGGGAGGGAAUCCCAAGAUUGGUCUUGAAUUAUGAAUCCCACAGGCACCAUGCAAGGCAAGGAUGUUUAUGGUGAUGGUGUUAGUGAUAAUGGGUGAUGACCAUGAUGGUCAUGGUGAUUACGGUAGUGAGAAGGAGGACGGUGAGCCUAAUAAUGGCCGUGAUGACCAUGGUGACGAUGGCGAUGGAAGUGAUGUUGGCCAUGACCGCGGUGGUGGUGAUGGUGAAGGUGAUCAUGGGCGUGAUUGCGAUGAUCGUAGUGAUGACGAUCAUGAUGGGGAUGGGGGUGGUGACGAUGGUGCCACCAUUGGUACUGGCAAAGCCCCAUGAUGGCAAAGAUCUUUGUCUUGUUCACAGAUAUAUGCCCAGCUCUUAGAACAGAGCCUGACGCAGAGUGCACACACCUUAAAAAUCUCGAAUGCAUGAGUACAUGAUAAUAAUAAUAAUGACUAAUAUUUGUUGAGUGCCUCUUCUGGAUCAGGCUCUGUUUUGAGGGCUUUCUGUGCAUAACGUCACUUUACCUUCACAAACACCUGCUAAGGAGGGUACUGUUACCACAGCUCAGCAGAGAAGGGGUGAGCUUUGGAGCCCGAAGGCCUGAGUUUGCCUGUGGGCAUGAACCUGAGCC